Messenger RNA from Vespula pensylvanica (western yellowjacket), 4791 nucleotides. RefSeq names its product pre-mRNA 3' end processing protein WDR33-like (gene Wdr33). The record is from RefSeq and is a predicted model, not a curated record. Lineage: Eukaryota; Metazoa; Arthropoda; Insecta; Hymenoptera; Vespidae. The transcript has 9 exons. Gene Ontology annotation, cellular component: mRNA cleavage and polyadenylation specificity factor complex. The coding region runs from base 593 to 3757 and encodes 1054 amino acids. Gene Ontology annotation, molecular function: protein binding.
AAGAAGAAUUUCAUCAUAGAUUAAUUCUGAUUCGUCGAUGAAAAGAAUAGAAUGUCGAGAACCAAUAAUAUCUAAGAACCGCUACGUAGUUGUAAAUUGUGAUGGUUGUUAUUGGUCAAUGCAAAUAAUACAUAAAAAUAAAUUUGAUUUGAGACUCGAUCUGGAAAUAUGUAAUAGAGGAAGUAUAGCGGAUGUCGUUGCCCGAAAACUGUAGUAGCGUCCGUGGUGAGAAGAUAUAAUUCUCUUCUGGUUAUCCAUUGUGGUUUCUUCGACGUGUUCGAGUUAGUUCAAUGCAGAUGUUGAAUAUUUUUACCAACCAUUUUUUUUCUUUUUUGAUUUAAGUGUUAAACGUAAGAACUAAUAUAUAUUUUCAAAUUGCGAAGAAGAGAUUAAUUGCAACAUAAACGUAUGGUAUACGGCUGAGAAAAUUACAUCACGAGGAAGGCAGCAGAGUUAAUUGAAGAUAUGGAUUUGUUGACAUGUACAUUUUAAACAGCUGCUUUUAAACAUGUUCAUCUCUUAUCUUAUUUAUAAAUCAUCCUAUUAGGAUAUUUAAUGUCAUUGUAAUCAGCUGUAUAUAAAUAUUUUUACAAUGUCAACCAAUACUCAAUUCUCAAAUCUUUCUCCGGCCAUAAGUCUGCCUAACAUGUCAGUACCGCCACCAUCUGCGCCAAAUUUAUCUGCUCCACCUCCAAAUUUAACUACUAUAAAUACUUCUGGAAGUUAUCAACAUCGUUAUACAAAUCAUAGAGAUGGAAAUCGUGGUUUCUUUAAACCAUUCAGACCAUAUCAUGCCCCUAAAGUUGUGGCUGGUGGUCAAGAUACUUUACAAGAUGAAUUUGAUGGAAAAAGACUUAGAAAAUCUGUUAUGCGAAAGACUGUUGAUUAUAAUUCUGCUAUUAUUAAAAGUUUGGAGAACCGUGUAUGGCAAAGAGAUUAUAGAGAUAGACGUGCUCUUCAACCAGAUGUCAUAUAUUAUCCUGAUCUUCUUCCACCUCCAAGUUAUGUUGAUAAUCCAAUUAAUGCAGUCACUACAAGAUUUGUAAAGACUGCAACAAAUAAAAUGCGUUGUCCAAUAUUUUGUAUGGCAUGGACACCAGAAGGUAGACGUUUAGUCACUGGUGCAUCGAGUGGUGAAUUUACCUUGUGGAAUGGUCUUACAUUUAAUUUUGAAACUAUUCUUCAGGCACACGACAGUCCUGUAAGAACAAUGGUUUGGUCACAUAACGAGAGCUGGAUGGUGACAGGAGAUCAUGCAGGUUAUGUCAAAUAUUGGCAGAGCAACAUGAACAAUGUCAAGAUGUUUCAAGCACACAAAGAAGCAAUUAGAGGACUCAGUUUCAGUCCAACGGAUCAUAAACUGGCAACCUGUAGUGAUGAUGGUACUGUCAGGAUUUGGGACUUCCUACGCUGUCAUGAAGAACGAAUUCUUAGGGGUCAUGGUGCAGAUGUUAAAUGUGUACAUUGGCACCCUCAAAAAAGUCUAGUCAUCUCAGGAAGCAAAGAUAAUCAGCAACCUGUGAAGCUUUGGGAUCCAAAGAGUGGACAAUCACUUGCCACCCUGCAUGCACAUAAAUCAACUGUAAUGGAUAUCAAGUGGAAUGAGAAUGGUAAUUGGCUAGUGACUGCAUCGCGAGAUCAUUUGCUUAAAUUAUUUGAUCUCAGAAACCUCAAUCAAGAAGUCCAAACUUUUCGUGGUCAUAAAAAAGAGGCAUCUAGUGUUGCAUGGCAUCCAAGUCAUGAGGGACUUUUUUGUAGUGGCGGUAGUGAUGGUGCAAUACUCUUUUGGCAUGUCGGAGCUGAUAAAGAGGUUGGUGCAAUAGAACAAGCUCACGAUAGCAUAGUAUGGACAUUAGCAUGGCAUCCUUUGGGACAUAUUCUAUGUUCUGGUAGUAAUGAUCAUACUUCUAAGUUUUGGACACGUAAUCGACCUGGUGAUCUCAUGAGAGACAAAUAUAAUCUCAAUACAUUACCUGCAGGAACAGCAGGAGUUGAUGAUCAUGAAAUAGCUGAUGAAGCAGCAGUAAUCCCUGGUAUGGGACCAGAAGAUAGAAUUAAUGCAGAUGGUGAGCUAGAAGAUAAAAGUGGGGAAAUACCUGGAUUGGAUUUGGAUCAUGCAGUCGAUGAAGGAAAGAAAUUUACUAAUAAAAAAGUUCCAUACAGUAAGCCAAUACCUAGAAAUUUCCAGGCUCAGUGGAAUGAAAUGGAAGCAGAAGAUAUAGAACAAGUAGAAGCAUUAAAUGCUUUCGUAAAUCAAUUGAUUGAAACGACACCAGGAGCUGUACCCUUGAGCGAACUUACUCCUACUGCUAUCAUAUUAUACGGAAAAAUGAUACCUGUUGAACCUGGUUCAAAAUUAGCAGAGGCAAUUGGUAAAGGAAAUGAUGCCAUAAAUAAAUUAGUAUUUUCUGGGGAAAUAGAAGAAUUAAGAGACGUCGUGGGUCCAUUAAAUAACGUCGAUGAGACAGAAGAUUAUUUACAGGAUGAAGGAGAAAUAGACUAUUCUAAAGUUCCGGAUAUUGACCUUCCUCCACCAUUACCUAGUUCUAAAUUUGCACAAAAUCCAGAAUUGCUUAAAACUUUAAAUCGUGGUGGAAAAAGAAAGUUCGAUCAAUUAAUUGGUUGGAGUGAUGGAGGAGCUAGUGAUCGAACUUCAAAAAUUCAUCAACCAGUAUUUGGUGGUGUUAUCACAGAAGAUAUACAAUCAAGUGAUGGGGAUACCAGAUACAGUGCCAGUAAAUCCAAUGAUAAUAGUUCCUUCCAAGGUCAAGAUGAGGAUUUAAGAAGGCUUGCACACGGAGAUUCGAGAAGUAUGCAACGAGGUGACGAAGACUUAAGAUAUAACACAUCUAGUGGGCCUGGUAGACCAGGAUCGCGAUCAGAAUAUGAUUUAAGAAAUAAUUAUGGAGACAAAGAUUUUAGAAGUAUGAAUUCUCAAGGAUUUCUCUUGAAAAAAUCUUCCGAAAAUGAUUUGUACGAUGAUAAGGAACGAGAUGGAUCUCGAUGGGACGAUGAAAAAAUUAUGAGUAGUAGUUCUAGGAAGGAUAGUGGUUUUUCAAACAGUAAUUUUGAUAAACGGGAUAAUAUGCAAUUAAACAUUGGACCUGGAAUGGGUAGUAAUAUGUCUCACAUAGGAAAUAAUAUGUCCCAUCUACCAAACCAUCAUAAUAUGCAAAAUAUUAAUCCUAAUAUGCCACUACCAAUUCCAAAUCUCGUCCAACAUCCAAAUAUGCCUCAGCAUCCUAUGCAAAAUAAAUUGCCUCAUGGAAAUGUUCAAGGAAUGGAUGGUCCAAUGCCACAUAUGAUGCAUCAUCCUGGUAUGCAUCCUGCUUUUGGCCCGAAUGGACCACCUCCACCAGGAGGUUUUGGUCCCAAUUUUAGACCUCCUAAUGGCAAUUUCGGUCCAAAUCAACAUUUCAGGCCAAAUCCUAUGCCACCGUUUGGACCAAAUCAAGGCCCACCUUUCAACAGCAAUUUUCAAGGCACACCUAAUUUUCGAGUACCCAAUUCUGGACCACCUAAUUUUGAUCGUCCUGGUUUCGGUCCUAAUUUUCGAGGUCAAAAUGUCGGUAGCCAAAAUGCACCAAAUCAUUUUAAUUCCAAUUUUGGUAACUUCGGUUGUAACAAAAAUGGACCUAAUCGUGGAAUAAAUCGUGGACCUAACGACAAUAAUAUGGGAAGAAACGGAUAUAAUAAUCGUGGCAGGGUUCGUGAUAGUGAUCAGUCAAGAGGUACGAGAGGAAGAGACAAUUAUUGAAACAGUUAUAAUAUAAACAAGGUGUUUACACUGUCCGAUUAUAUCAAUGAAUUACAUUCUUCCCAUGCAAACUAACGAAAUCGUACUGGUUGCAUCGGUAUUAUUCAACAUUAUAAUUUUGCCUAAAUGGUGAUGCAUCAUAAGCAGUGCCGUGUAAUAUACUAAUUCAUGUUGGUUGCAUUAUAAUGCCUUACAGAAAUAAUUGAAGCAUUCAUUGCUCAUUUACAAUUAUGACUUGCAUCAGUGAGGAGUGCAUUCGUCUUUAUAAAUAAACUUUUUUUUCCAUAAUUCAUAAAUUCGAAUAACUGCAGAAUUAAAACUGUUGAUUCAGUGAUUUAUGGAAAAAUGAAAAUUAUCUUAAGGGUGGAUAAACUUAUGUACAGGAUAUCCGCAUUAACAGCAUAAUAUAUGUUCACCUGAUCUAAAUAUUCACUGAUGUAUGAAGAAUACAAAUUUAUAUAUAUAUGUAAAUAUAUAUAUAUAUAUAACAUUACGUAGUUGAUAUCAACAAUAAUAUUACGGUAAAAAUGACGUUUACAGCGUUGGUAUGAAAAAAUUUUGGUUCUAUAUGAAUAAUUACCGAAAUCAUGAAAAUAACAAUGAUAUGUUGCCUGUAAAUGAUUUAUAAUCAGCGAAUGUGUGAGACAAACCAAUUUACUUAUUCAUUAUUAAUAAAAUGGAGUAAGGCAUAAGAACUUUUCUUUGAAACAUUGUUCCCAUACUCAUUUGUGUAAGUAAUGAAAUGAGAAGAUCUCAAACUUGAUGAUAAAAAAAAGUUCAAUAAUGGAUAUAAUAAUAUUUAGCAAAAAUAUAUAGUAAUAUGCAUUUACUUUUUUAAAUCUGUUAAAAGCACUGCAAUCUAAUAAAUAAUAACCAGACAAAUUAAAAAAAUAACACUUUUGUGUACUUUAUUACAGAGAAAACAAAAUACGACUUGCAAACUCGUAAUUAAAUUAUUUGCACAUUUCACAAAUAAAUGAUGCAUUAAGAGCUAUCGAAGCGAUAAACUUAUAAUAAAAAUCUGAAACUACAAA